Messenger RNA from Phalaenopsis equestris, 1095 nucleotides. RefSeq names its product (-)-germacrene D synthase-like. The transcript has 5 exons. Gene Ontology annotation, molecular function: terpene synthase activity; magnesium ion binding. The record is from RefSeq and is a predicted model, not a curated record. The annotation marks the transcript as partial. Lineage: Eukaryota; Viridiplantae; Streptophyta; Magnoliopsida; Asparagales; Orchidaceae.
AUGGAUACUGCUCGCCAAUCUGCAGAUUUCCACAAAAUCCACCAAUCUGUUUGGGGAGAUUAUUUCAUCAACUAUUCACCUCUACAAUCGAGUUUAACAAAAAAGCAGGCAUGUCAAAAACAAAAGAAUGAAAAGCUUCGGGUUGAGAUAAGGAAGAUUCUCCUAGAUACCAUUGAUCCAUUACAAUCCCUUGAACUAAUUGACUCAAUCGAACGUUUUGGAGUGGCCUAUCAUUUUCAAAAAGAAAUCAAUGACAUAUUGUGUAGAGUUCAUAAGAGGAACAUUGGUGAUGAUGAUGAUGAUUUGUACGCAGUUGCACUUCGUUUUCGAUUAUUAAGACAACACAAAUAUCAAAUCACUUCUGAUGUAUUUAUCAAGUUCUUGGAUGAUAAAGGAGAGUUCAAAGCACAUUUAUGUAAUGAUGUGAGGGCUUUAUUAAGCUUAUAUGAAGCAGCUUAUCUUGGAUUUCCUGAUGAAGAAAUAUUAGAUAAAGCUAAAAACUUUUCAAGGGUUCACUUGAAGUCAUCCAUUUACAACGUGGAGCCCUCUUUAGCUCUAAUGGUGUCAAGUGCUUUGGACUUGCCAUUGGUUAGAAGAACCGAUCGACUCAAGGCUAGAAGCUACUUUGAAAUAUAUGAGAAUUAUAACUUGUGCAAUAAAAAUCUAACAGAGUUUGCUAAAUUUGAUUUCAAUUUAUUGCAAACUAUUCAUCAAGAAGAAGUUCGAAUCAUAUCAGUUUGGUGGAAAGAGUUAUGCUUGCCCAAAUACCUACCAUUUGCACGUGAUCGAGUAGUGGAAACAUACUUUUGGAUGCUUGCAGCUUACUCCGAACCAUGCAAUUCACACGCCAGAGUGAUUAAUGCAAAGAUUACACCCCUUAUUGUGGCAAUUGAUGAUAUCUAUGACAUUUACGGAACACCAGAGGAACUCGAGUUAUUCACCAACAUAAUAGAAUGUUGGGACCUUGAAAGAGUUAGUAUGUUGCCAGAAUAUAUGCAACGAUGCUUCCUUGCGCUACAUGAUACUUUGAAGGAAAUUGAGGAUGAGCUAGCACCUCAACACAAGUGUUUUCGUGUUUAUUAUCUUAAAGAAGAG